Messenger RNA from Myxocyprinus asiaticus (Chinese sucker), 2505 nucleotides. Its product is annotated as PRELI domain containing protein 3B-like. Gene Ontology annotation, cellular component: mitochondrial intermembrane space. The transcript has 6 exons. Bases 84 to 665 code for a protein of 193 amino acids. The record is from RefSeq and is a predicted model, not a curated record. NCBI's taxonomy places the organism in Eukaryota, Metazoa, Chordata, Actinopteri, Cypriniformes, Catostomidae. Gene Ontology annotation, molecular function: phosphatidic acid transfer activity. Gene Ontology annotation, biological process: phospholipid transport.
UUUCUCGAACAAACGGCGGAAGCGGCGCAUUCACAGUGAGCCGCAGCCCUCACUCACUAAACACCUAAAAUACAGCAAGAACCAUGAAGAUCUGGACGUCAGAGCACAUUUUCAAUCACCCGUGGGAAACAGUGACCAAAGCUGCCAUGCAGAAGUACCCAAACCCCAUGAACACCAGUGUGUUUGGAGUGGAUGUGUUGGAUCGUAACGUGGACCAACAGGGGCGUCUGCACAGCAAACGUCUGCUCAGCACUGAGUGGGGGCUGCCGUCCAUCGUCAGAUCUAUAAUUGGUAAUUCACGGACAUGUACAUACAUUCAGGAGCACUCCAUAGUAGACCCUAAAGAGAAGACCUUUGAACUUCAGUCCACUAAUAUCACCUUCACUAACAUGGUGUCUGUGGACGAACGGCUGACAUACAGACCACACCCGGACGACCCAGAGAAGACUAUGCUCACUCAGGAGGCCAUUAUAUCUGUGAAGGGUGUCAGUCUGAGCAGCUAUUUGGAGGGAUUAAUGGCCUCCACCAUCUCAGCCAAUGCAGGAAAGGGUCGUGAGGCGAUGGAGUGGGUGAUCAGACGUUUGAACACUGAGAUUGAAGAGUUGGCCCUCACAGCGAGAGGAACCAUGAGAACGCCCAUGGCUGCUGCGGUCACGGAGAAAUAAACCCUUCUGUGACAUCACUCGGCCUUCCUCUCUGUCGGUGCACUUAACUGCGUCUUUUUCCGAUCACGGAAGUUCAUCCUCUGUGUCCCCCUCACAUUCAAGCGUCUACAUUAGAGGCUAAUGUGGCCGUUACGUGACAGAGAGAGGCAAGAGAACUCUGGGACUAACAACAACACGAAGGGGAAGGGUCGAGCAUUCGGUCAACAAAAUAUGAUAAACUUUCAAACAGUUUGUAGUUUUAAUGAAUCGGUAUAACAGGACAGUUGCACAGUUCAACUUCAAGAAUAUCAGUUUUCUGUGUCGGAUUCUUCUUAGAGUUAAUAAGUGUAUAAGAGUGUUGAUUGGGUACGCACAGGCCAUAUACAAUGCAGCAUGACUAGUUGGACCCAUUUGCCAAACGCCACCAACUUUAGCUCUGUUACAUGCCACUCUUGCCAUCAGAGGGCAAAAAGUGCGCUCGCAACUCUUCAACACAGGCUACGCUGGGCAGAGUUGCUUCACCAGCACUUAUACACUUGAAACAUUAUUAAUAUUAUUAUAAUAUUUAUUUUUAGUAUCAUUCAGAAUACUUAAGCAUCAAGGAAGGGAACACAGUAAUCCAGACUAGUAGAUUUAAUCUGAAAGAUUGUAGAGGACCAUCUCAGAAGUAUCUCAGUUCUUUGAAAUGUGUGUGUAUCUCUAUUUGUGUGUAUCUCUAUGUGUGUGCGUGCGUGCGUGUGCGUGUGUGUGUUUGGUUCAGAGAACACUGACGCAUAACGGGCUGAUAUGGAGCGGCUCAGUAGACCACUGUCAUUGGAUUCUUCAGAAACAUGCAACAUGAUAAAACAGCGCCUGCUUAGAAAACAAACAUAUUUAGAGGAACUACGACACUGAGCACUAUGUACUAAACUACAACAUGCUCUUGUUGCACCACACAUUUUCAAGAGGCUUGCUAAAAGAAUAACAAUGUGUUGCAUGUCAAGCAGGAUGUUAUUGUCUUGACUUUGUUCCAUAUACUGCUAAUGAUCACUCUCUAAUUAGGGCACUUGCCUUGAUUUUAAUGAAUGACAGGCCAGUUGUGAUGCUGAAUCUAAACCCAAGGCAUUGUUUACUUUAAGAGGUCAAAAUGAGAGGUGAUUUUGUCAAAUGCACAGGUGCAACUAGCAGUCUGCAGUGUUAGAUUUGAGAAGGAGAAAUACAUUCUAUUUAUUUAUUUAUAUUUUGUAAGUUUAUGUUGUUUCAUGCCAUGGUGACGUGCAUCCACAAAUCACAACUUCAGCAUCUUCAUGGUCAGUGAUGGUGAAAACUUCAUUAUGGAAAUAAAUAUCAAGUGAGACCCUCAUGUUGGAUGGGAUAUAUUAACUGAAUGGAAUGGAUUGAAACUGUUUGAAACGCAUGAAGAUGUUCAAGUUCUGUUUGUGGAUAUAUUGCUUCUGCAUAAAUGCUAUCAAACAACGAAAACUUUUACGGAUAGUUGUGUAUUUUUUUUUUUUCUUAAUUGAAAUUGCAUUGAAGACCCACUGAAUGUUUGGCGGAGUUUACUUCUCUGGAACAUUUUGACUAACUGUAAAAUAAAACUAAUGCAUUUAAACAACAUUUAUGCAGAUUUUAAAUGGUUUAUUACAGGUUUCUUUUGUUUUCAAUUGCAAUGCGAAAAAAGAAAAUUGGUGGAAAAGCUGAGAUAUUAGGAAUUAUUUAAACUUCUGUUGUCCAUUUAGAGUUGUUUGGUACUAGUUCUAAUAAAAGGCCACUGAAACAGCAGAAAUGGUGAGUGACACCUGUCAAUCAUCUGUGCUGUAUCCUAAAGCACAGCCAAUCAAAGCUGCUUAAAGAUACUGAAAUAAACUAACGUUCAUAGUAA